AUGACGGUGGGUAAACUAAUGAUUGGCUUACUUAUCCCGAUAAUCGUCGCAGCUACCAACGCCGAGGUACGUUCGUGUUUAUUCUUUCUAAAUUCUAUCAUCGAAACUCGAUGAUUCGGAACAUUGUAAUGGGGACAGCAAAUCGAUAGUAACAGGCGACCUAUCAUAUGACUAGCAUCAGAGAAUAGUUCGAUUUGAUAAGGUGUUAGUUCGCGUGUGACAAGUUGCGAUGCAUGAUCACUGGGGAAUUGGAUAUGAGCACGAGGAGUAAAGGUCGCAACAAUUUUUCAAGCGAGCGUGUGCCUUGGCUGCUACAAGAUUGAAUAGCGUAAAAGAUCAGUUGCACUUGCUUGCUUCCAAGGGAUUUGAUGGUUGUCUGCAAAGCUCUUGUUAGUGCGAACUUGAGCCGGGGAAGGGUGGGAGGGUGUAUACAGAGCAACUAGUGAGUUACGAAUAAUUAGAUUUCCAAUCAAGCGCCGAGAAACCUAUCAAAACUCAAUCAACGCUUUCGAGCACCUUUUUGAGUGCUCUUAUCGUAUGUUUUUGCAGGGUUCACCAGCGGGCAGCAAACGACAUGAGAAGUUCAUUCCGAUGGUCGCUUUCUCGUGCGGAUACCGCAACCAGUACAUGACCGAGGAAGGCACCUGGAAGACCGACGAUGAACGAUACGCCACUUGUUUCUCUGGCAAACUUGACAUCCUCAAGUACUGCCGCAAGGUAAAUUUGGGGGUUGGGACAGGGAAAGGAUUGAUCUUUGACAACAAAGAGUGGAAGCACUAAAUUCCCCUGGGAAAAGUUAUAAAAAGAAAGAGAAACUAAAUAGCGCGAGCAAGCAAGUUGAAUUGUUUCCUUUGCCACUAAUUUGAAGUUGCUUCCCUUUUCCUUUUUGUCUUAGAUGAGGACGCGCACCAAACAGGCCGUCAAAUGGGAUUUCGAUUAGAACCAGAAACAAACACUGCCAAGCUGAUGAACUUUUUGUUUAGACAUACAUGUAGCUCUUUGACCGCCCAACUAAUCCUUCAGGGAUCUUUUGUUCGGCAGUUAUUGUUCACAAAACAAAACAUACACAUAUAGCGGAAGAGCCCAUACAUUUUGCGCGUGCUUUUCGAGAGGCACAAAUUUGAGUAAGGACCACCCGUUGGGUAGUCCCAUGGGACGGUGAACUUGAACACGCGACUCGUCCCUAAGCGCGAGUUUCGGAAGUCGGUUGUACAAAUAUCUUAAAGGGAUGAGAACAAAUUGCAUCUUUUUUCCAGGCCUAUCCAUCCAUGAAUAUCACCAACAUUGUCGAGUAUUCGCACGAAGUGAGCAUCUCCAACUGGUGCCGCGAGGAGGGAUUCCCGUGCAAAUGGACGCACAGUGUCCGACCGUACCACUGCAUUGGUGAGUCAUCCAUCCAUCAUCCGAUGCAAUCCAUCAAAUUCACCGUCGGCGGCUAAUCCGGCUUGCUGAUGGCUUGAGAAAACCGCAAAAAGAGGAACACGAUUAGUUUUUUCAGCAAAGCUCUGUGCGCAAAAUAAAGAAUUUCCGGUUUGAAUCAAUCUCCAGUGAAGGAGAAAAUUGUCGCGUGUGGCGGCAAACCGCAAAACAGGAACUAGGGCUAAUGGGUUCAUCUUUCAGACGGAGAGUUUCAUUCGGAAGCUCUUCAAGUCCCGCACGACUGCCAGUUCUCGCACGUCAACGCGCGCGACCAAUGCAACGAUUAUCAGCACUGGAAGGACGAGGCCACCAAUCAGUGCUCGAACAAGAAGACCAAGGAGAACAAGGCAAUGAUCGUCAGAUCGUUUGCCGUUCUUGAGCCAUGCGCUCUCGACUUGUUCACCGGAGUCGAGUUUGUCUGCUGCCCCAACGACCGUGAGUUAGACAUGUUCAGAAAUCAGAGAGUGUAGUCAGCUAAUUCCAUGACAACCACUAAGCAAUGAGAGGGAUUAGCGGAAACAAAUCAUCCGUCUUUUUUUGCAGAAACGAACAAGACUGAUGGCCGUAAGGUUGACGAGGAAGACGAUGAUGACGACGACGACGACGCUUAUGAGGACGACUACUCGGAAGAAUGUAGGGGAUCCUUCGGGAAGUAUCUGUACAAUGUGCAUACACUUUCAGCCGACGAGAAGGAAGAGGAGGACUCCAACGCCCAGGACCCGUACUUUAAGAUCGCCAACUGGACCAACGAGCACGAUGACUUCAAGAAGGCCGAGCUCCGCAUGGACUCGAAGCACAGAAAGAAGGUCGACAAGGUAUGGUCAAACAAACUUAGAAUGCUAUCAAUAACACUUCGAUAAUCAUUCCGAUUAUAGCCCACACAGAUAAUCGCAAAGAUUAUUUUCUAUUCUAAAUCCGUAAGAUUAGGCAAUCACUUAAAUUGAUUCGGUCGGUCCCAUCAGCUGUUUGAUGACCGUUUUCACGUCAUAAGACAAGUGCAUCAGUUAGCUGUCUAAUAACAUCAAUGUUAACCUUGUGAUAAGGCCCAAACACCAAUAAUACGUUAAAUGAACAAUUUUCAGGUUAUGAAGGAGUGGGGAGAGUUGGAGACCAGAUACAACGAGAUGAAGGCCAAGGAUCCGAAGGGAGCCGAGAAGUUCAAGACCCAGAUGAAUGCUCGUUUCCAGAAGGUAGAGCACAGUCGAGUUGAGUCACGAUUCAAAUGUAUAUUUUUAGACUGUUUCCUCGCUUGAGGAGGAGCACAAGAGAAUGAGAAAGGAGAUUGAAGCUGUUCACGAGGAACGCGUCCAGGCUCUGCUCAACGAGAAGAAGAGAGACGUAGGGAACAAUUAUUAGUUCUAUAAUAAUCGCAAAAUUGAUUCAGGCUACCCAUGAGUACCGCCAAGCACUGGCCACUCACGUCAACAAGCCGAACAAGCAUUCCGUUCUGCAGUCCCUGAAGGCUUAUAUCCGUGCUGAGGAGAAGGACCGCAUGCACACCAUGAACAGAUACCGUCAUUUGCUGAAGGUUGAUGUCAAGGAGGCUGCCAACUACAAGCCAACCGUCAUCCACAGACUGCGGUAGGUAACACUUCAAAAGAUCAUUCAGUGAACCUUGCGAUUACAGCUACAUCGACCUCCGUAUCAACGGUACUUUGGCUAUGCUCCGUGACUUCCCUGACCUCGAGAAAUACGUCCGGCCAAUUGCUGUCACCUACUGGCAGGACUACAGAGAGGAAGUUUCCCCAGACAUUGACAUCCAGGACAACGAGGUUCUCCCGCCAUUCCACGAGGAAGACUUCAACAAGGAGUACGUCCGAUUUCAGAUAAUACCAGCAACAUACAUAUCAUUUUCAGUGCCAAGCUUGACGUCAAGGCCCCAGCCACCACUGUCAAGCCGAAGGAGACUGAUAACGCCAAGGUUCUCCCAACUGAGGGUUCCGACUCUGAGGAGGACGCUGAUGAGUACUAUGAAGAUGAGGACGACGAGCAGAUAAAGAAAACCUCCGAUAUGAAGAAGAAGGUCAAGGUCAUUGAUAUUCAGCCAAAGGAGGUAUGUAUGCGUGUUGCUUUGAUGAAAUUCGUAUGGAAGCCAUUUCAGAUCAAGGUCACCAUCGAGCAAGACGAGAAGAAGUACAAGGCCCCGAAACUUGUGGAGACCUCUGUUCAAACUGAUGACGACGAGGGUGAUGAUGAUGACGAUGACUCCUCUUCCUCUUCCUCUGAUUCUGAUGAGGAUGAUGACGUAGGAAGACUAAAAAAUUAACAAAUUAAAAUUGAGAGUUUUCAGAAGAACAUCAAGGAACUCCGUGUUGACAUUGAGCCGAUCAUUGACGAGCCGGCCUCUUUCUACCGCCACGACAAGCUCAUUCAGCACGCCGACAUUUCCCGUUCAGGCUCAUAUGUCUUCCAGCCGUACGUGCUCGCCUCCGCCAUGGUCAUCACCGCCAUCUGCAUCAUUGCCUUCGCGAUCAACAACGCUCGCCGUCGUCGUGCGAUGCGCGGAUUCAUCGAGGUCGACGUCUACACUCCGGAAGAGCGUCACGUCGCCGGAAUGCAGGUCAACGGCUACGAGAACCCGACCUAUUCGUUCUUCGACUCCAAAGCCUAA
Messenger RNA from Caenorhabditis sp. 36 PRJEB53466, 4030 nucleotides. NCBI's taxonomy places the organism in Eukaryota, Metazoa, Nematoda, Chromadorea, Rhabditida, Rhabditidae. The record is from the annotation of a GenBank genome assembly.